Messenger RNA from Mauremys mutica (yellowpond turtle), 825 nucleotides. It is a transcript of the gene RNF181, whose product is annotated as ring finger protein 181. Lineage: Eukaryota; Metazoa; Chordata; Testudines; Geoemydidae. Bases 55 to 525 code for a protein of 156 amino acids. The transcript has 5 exons. Gene Ontology annotation, biological process: protein ubiquitination. Gene Ontology annotation, molecular function: ubiquitin protein ligase activity. Gene Ontology annotation, cellular component: cytoplasm. The record is from RefSeq and is a predicted model, not a curated record.
GCCAUUGGGCCGGGCCGGGGCCGGGCCGGGCCGGGCCGAGAGUCACUGGCCCCGAUGGCUUCGUACUUCGAGGAGCACAACUGCGAGCCCGGCGAGCCCGCGGAGCGCGCGCGGGAGAACGUGCUGCUGGAGCUCGCGCGGACCCUGUUCAAUGGGCAGCAGAUCGACCUGGGCUCCGUGGACUUCACCGACUGGGAUCAGCGGCUGCCCCCGCCGGCCGCGCGCCGGGCCGUGCUGAGCCUCCCCACGGUGCAGGUGACGCCGGCCCAGGCAGACAAAGGGCUGAAAUGCCCCGUGUGCCUGCUGGAGUUCGAGGAGGAUGAGGGGGCCAGGAAGAUGCCCUGUGAGCAUCUCUUCCACUCGGGCUGCAUCCUGCCCUGGCUGGGGAAGACCAACUCCUGCCCCCUGUGCCGCCACGAGCUGCCCACGGACGACCAGGAGUACGAAGAGUACAAGAAAGACAAGGUGCGGAGGCAGCAGCGUGAGCACCGGCUGGAGUACCUGCAUGGGGCCAUGUACACGUGACUGGGGGGGGCCCCACCUUGGCCCCUGCCUGCCUGGGGCACUGGAUGCCCUUUCUGGGUGGGGGGCUCUCAGGGUCGGUGGGGGUGACCCAUCAGGAUGGGUACAUUCCAGAGCUGGGUCCACAGGGGGUGUCCUGACAUGGACAGGGCCCUUCCUUUGCUGACCAGCCCCAGCAUCCCCAUGGAACAGCCCUGGGCGUCUCCCCCACUUCGCUGUGGGAUCACCACAGGGGCAGGAGUAACUGACUCCACCCUCCCAUCCAGCCAUCUCUCCAGGCUGAUUAAAGCUGUUUUUCUCUGA